AUGGGCUCGGACCACGGGGGGGCAGCCGGAGAAAGGGCGGGCGGAGGGACUCGUGAUGAGGGGGGGGGGCCGUGGGGCGGCCGGGGGGGGGCGGCAGCCCGCCUGGCCGGGCUGGGGGGCGGCGGGGGCGGGCGGGGGGGCGCGGCGCCUAGGCGGGGGCGGGGGCAGCUUGCGCGUAGGGGACUAAGGGUGGGGUCUUCUUUGCGUUCCCAUUCCCUUUGUCAACAAAUUCACACAACCGAGCGUGGCAAUGGAUACACCUUUUCCGUACAGUUCCUCAUUGAUUCGGAACAACUCGCACAGUAUCAACGGGAACAUGUCAAGCAUGUGGAAGUGAAGGAAGAGCAAAAUGAACAAGCUCAACUCUGGUUGUGGGCUAAAUCCCAUCAUUUUUGCGUUUCCACGUUUGCACAACCAGGUGUUUACGGCGCCGUCAAUGGCGGCCAAGUCAACCCCACGGAACUAGUGCUUCGAUCGGUUCGCUCGGAAUUGGCGCAUGAGCAUAUGCAACGUAAAUUACCCCGGACAAUUCGGAAAGUAGAUGUGAGUUGUGACAAGGAAACGGAUGCGCCCCCAAACACUACGCUACAACUUCUCAAGUCAGCUCAAUCCGAGUCACCUCGAGGCAGACUGGAGUUCAAACGGUGGCGUCAAAUACCUGCUAGUUUGUCACUGCGGGCCAGCUCAGAUUACGAUUCGGUCGAAAAAGCCGAUAGAAUGAUGAGGGAACAAGAAGUACUGAAUCGUAUUCAAGAUGAACCGUGAGUUUACUAACGCCUAUUUAACGAUUCCCAUCAUAUAUACCCUAGCUGGUUUACAACAGUCGGUAUUGAGCUAAUCGCUAACAUUUGCUUCGCAAUUUGUCUGUAGCAUAACAUUAUUUGUUACCAGCCUUAAUAGGAGCUGCACAGCUAAAAAUUGAUUUUCUAGCCUUCCUAGUUCAUG
Dicrocoelium dendriticum is the source of this 945-nucleotide messenger RNA. Lineage: Eukaryota; Metazoa; Platyhelminthes; Trematoda; Plagiorchiida; Dicrocoeliidae. The record is from the annotation of a GenBank genome assembly.